Molecule: messenger RNA, 576 nt
Organism: Parasteatoda tepidariorum (common house spider)
Lineage: Eukaryota; Metazoa; Arthropoda; Arachnida; Araneae; Theridiidae
Molecular function (GO): zinc ion binding; nucleic acid binding
Source: RefSeq, a predicted model, not a curated record
CAGGAUAUGAAACCUGCCUUUUGGAUGGCGCCAACAGUUGCUGCUGAAGCCAGGAAACCAACGAUCUUCCGGGGUACUCCAGGACAAGAUCCGACAAAAUGGCUGAAGGAAUACCAGAGAGUGUCAUCGUACAAUCAUUGGGAUGACACUAUGCAAUUAGCUAAUGCCUACUUCUUCCUGGACGGCACCGCAAGACAAUGGUACGAAAACAAUGAGGACUCACUGACGUCUUGGACUUUAUUCGAAAAUGGUUUGAAAGUGACCUUUGGAGACACACAAUCCUACCUCAGACGAGCGAAAGACCACCUCAAGUCUCGCGCACAAAAAUCCGGCGAAAGCAUCCAGUCUUACAUUCAAGACGUUCUCGGACUUUGCAUUCAGGUUGACCCGACCAUGUCCGAAGGAGAUAAGGUUUCCCACCUCAUGAAGGGCGUCGCAGAAGAUGUGUUCCAAGCCCUUCUUACGAGAGAAAUCCUAACAACAGCCGAUUUUACAAAGUGGUGCCUGUACAUAGAAGAAAUGAGACAAAAGAGAGUGGGACGGUACAAGUUUAAUCCUAGUCAAAUGGGAAGUUGA